GGAGCAGCCAAAUCGGCAGUGAAGGCCUCCUGCAUUGGACGCGGCGGCGGCGCCUUUUAAUUUUAUAGACGGCUCGUCGCGGCAGCUUGAAACGCGUCAACAUGUCUUGGCUUCAAUCCAUGUCCAUGCCUAACAUGGCAUGGCAGCGCAAGUUUCGCUGCCACAGUAUCAUGAUGCUGCAGGGCGCUGCGCGUGAGGAUGCUGAUACGGGUGGCAAAAUCUUUCUCCCUCCGGAUGCCCUCGAGGAUCUAGCGUCGCGCAACGUUCAAUAUCCCAUGAUGUUCAAGCUGCGUAACGAUAGCAUUGGCAAGGAAACCCAUGCUGGCGUGCUCGAAUUUACCGCGACUCCGGGCCACGUCUACAUGCCGGGUUGGAUGAUGCGGAACCUCCUGUUGCAGGAGGAUGAGAUCAUCACCGUGCAAAACUUGAGCAUGGUCACUUGCACUUACGCCAAGUUUCAGCCACAGUCCCCCGACUUUCUCGACAUUUCCAAUCCCAAGGCUGUACUGGAGAACACACUGCGAAAGUUCUCCUGUUUGACCGUCAAUGACAUCAUCGCUAUCAACUAUAAUAACAAAGUCUACGAGAUUGAGGUGCUUGAGGUUAAACCCGAAAACAGCGAUCAGGCCGUCUCUAUCGUUGAGUGUGAUAUGCAACUCGAGUUUGCAGCCCCAAUUGGCUAUAAGGAGCCUGAGCGAGUGCGGCCUGCUGCCAGCGAUGCUGCUACCCAUGCUGCGACUGCUCAAGUAAGUACCGCUGCUUGUUCACGCCGAUCUUCCACCUUCAUGCUCAUGCUCGAUGUCUCAUAA
Molecule: messenger RNA, 809 nt
Organism: Monosiga brevicollis MX1
Lineage: Eukaryota; Choanoflagellata; Craspedida; Salpingoecidae
Exons: 6
Coding region: 102-809 (235 amino acids)
Cellular component (GO): VCP-NPL4-UFD1 AAA ATPase complex
Molecular function (GO): polyubiquitin modification-dependent protein binding
Source: RefSeq, a predicted model, not a curated record